AGAUAUUCCUCGUAUUACGAUUUCAAUUCAAUUGUUUCCAAAUGUAAAUCAAAGUUACAGUUAACCAAAUUUGUAACCAUUUUGAGGUUAUCCAAAUUUCUCGAAGAAUAGCGAUGAAUCACGACAAUUGGAAGACCGCUUGGGCACGCGGCAGUAAAUUCGAGGAUAUCAUUUGGAUAGGAAAUGACGUUCUGGCUUGGUGUUCCGGCGUUCACAUAGUGUUCUACGAGAUCGAGCACAAGAAGAAGAGUAUCCUUUGGUGUUGGUCCCACGACAUCGGGGAGGGAGUUCGAUCUCUCUCCUCGCACACCAAGUAUCCCGUAUUCGCGUUCGCCGAGAAAAGCUCUCAACCAAAAAUCAUGGUGUACACUUACCCGUCGUUGAUCAAAGUAUGCGAAUGCAUGAACGGGUUUACGAAUCAUUGUCUGUGCACCGGAUUCACCGCCACCGAUUACAUGGUCUCGAUCGGCUCGUAUCCGUACUUUAGAUUGAGCGUAUGGAAUUGGAGGACGGGCGAGAAGAUCGCCGCCGUGCAAACCCAUAUACGCGACGAGAUUGGCCAGAUCAUGAGGAUCAAUCUGAUCGGGCCUAUCCUCGUUGCCCAAGUGGGGAAAAGCUGCGGGGAGGCGUAUGUUUGGGAUGUGAUAAUCACCAAAAAAGCUGUCAUUUUGAAAGACUACGAGAUAAAGCUUCCGAAACAUGAGCCGAUUCUCAGCCUGGACUGGUCUUCAACGUCCACGGAACCGUUGUUGGCGCUCGUCGACAAGGAAGGUCACAUCUAUCUGAGUAAUUACGACGGAAGCGACGUCUAUCAGAUCAUGGUCGUCCAACGUUGCAACGUCUGCAUAGACAAGGAUCUGCCUAUAAUCAAGUGGUUCCAGGACGGCCUCGUAUUACGGACAACAUUCUGCCAGAUAUCGUUCUACAAGAAAUUCGCGAGGUUGAACAUAUGGAGGAAGAUGUGGUACGUGAAAUCGGAGAAGAAACCGUAUCUCCUGGUCACGAAUCCGUUUCAGGAUCAGCGAUUUUUCUAUUAUACCUAUGAGGGGGAGCUGAUGCAGGUGGAUUUAGUCGAUGAUGAGGACAAGCCAACAGUUUCCAAAUGCUUCCACAACGGGGGAAUGUAUCGUUUCGUCGACUUUAUCAAUCCGUGGUGCCACCAUUUGUUCGCUAUUUGCGACGCGAACAAAGAGUACGUCGUACUCGAGUGUUACGAAGGGACUCUCAUCUCGAACAUAAUACCGGAUUUGGACCACGAGAUACUGUGCCAAACCUCCCACCCAGAAUUCCCGUUGAUCGUUUUGGCGACCAAUCACGGCGAGUUGCACUGCGUAUCCAUCGUGAAACCGACCAAUCCUAAGAUCGUGGCGCGAUUGAGGCUCCAACGGACGCCGUUGGAUUUCAUCAAAUUCUCGUUGUCUGGAAGAUCUCUGGUCGCGGCCGAGAAAAAAACGGGCGACUGUUACUACAUAAGCAUGCAACGAGUGAAUAUGUACGACGUGCAAACGUUGAUCAAAGUCGGACACCCGAUCUCCGACGUUUUAAUCUUCGAAGGGUACAAGAAGCUGCGUAUUCUCGUUCUGUAUACGAUCGUGAGAAACGUGGGGCAUAGUCUGUUCCUAUACGAGAUCCUGGAGAAUCAAACCUUGGUCAUCGAGCCGAUCGUGGAAUUGCUUUUGCCUGGCGUGUAUCGGAAUCUCUACCAUUUGCCCGGUAACCCGAUGAUCCUCAUAGGAACACCUUACAUGACGCGCCAACUUCGAGUGCAGAAGAUACACGAUUUCAAAAACAUCACGUUCGAGGACAGUUUGAUGACAGGGCAUUUCGUGAAACUGGCCAGUUUGUUCGUGGAUCGAUGGUGGAUCAUCACGAUGGCCAUCGACGGAAUAAUUUACGUAAGAGACAAGACUGUGAGGCGGGAAGUGGCGUGCAUCAAGGUCCAUCACAGAGAGGAAUUGGGUACGAAGAAGGCAAUGAUCAAUAAACAAGGGGAUCUGAUCAUCGCCCUCGGUUACAACGGCUCGUUGAUCGCGACCAAGUUCUCCCCCGCCAAGAAGGAGCUGCAAGGAUUACGUUCCCCCAAGGAGAAACGCGUGACCAAAGUGGAGUACAAGCUGUACGAGAAGAUGAAGAAGAAGAUCGACAUCGAUUACACGAGCCUCGAUCCGUUGAUUUACGAUAUUCUGACGAGUCCGUUGUACGAGUUCCCGGAUUCCGAGAAGGAGGGGGACAAGACGUGGACGGAAUGGAGGCACGAGAUGCAACUGAAGGAGGAGGAGGAAGCGAGCAGGGAGCAGAAGACGGCCAUAUUGAACGAUUUCGAGGAGCUUCGGGACAAGGUGAAAAGGUUGUUGGACGAGAACGAGGCGAGCACGGAGAUAGAGAAGCUUCCCAUAGCCGCGUUCGAUCUGGACAUCAAGGGCCGGGAUCACAAGUUGAAAAUGGGCCGUGACAUUUGCGAGAAUCUUCGCCUCGAGUUCGAGCACAACAUCAACGAGACGAAACGGGUGUCGAAGUGGAUACGCAAGAACUUUUGGGACCCGCAAAAGAUCCUAGCCAAGAGCCUCUACGCGAUCUUCGGCGAGAUGGAGGUGGUCAAUUAUCCCUCGAUCGCCGAGAAUCCGGACGAUGUCCUGUUCCUCAAGUACAUCAACUUCCACAAAAAGACCGCGUACAGCGUCCUGGAGAACGACAGGUUCGAGCCUUGGAAGCUUUACACCGACCAAGAGUUGCAGGUGGAGGCGAACAAGAAGCACAGCAUAUAUCGCGAGCAGGACAAGAGGAUCGAUCUGUUGAUGAACGAUUGGGAGUUGGAGGACAAGGAGGAGGAUUUUGACAGGUUUAAGAGCGAAAUAGAGGAACGGAAGGCGGUGAACGGAACGACGACGCACAGAUUCAUCGAGUCAUCCCCUUAUUACCCCCAAUUCGGCUACUAUGGAUUCGCCCAAACUAAGAUAAACAAUCGUUUCUUCAUGUACGACUGCACCAGACUUCGAGAGUUUUUCAACAAUAAAUUCAACGAGAUAUACGCGCUGAAGGAAAGAGAGAUGAACGUGAUACGGGACAGAAUCGAGAGGAUACGUUACAUAGAUUCGGAAUUGAAGAUCAUGUUUAACAAACACGUGCCCCACGUCCCAAGCGACCCCGUCUGGCACUGGCAGGAGAGGCCGGAGAGCAUCAUCACGGUGAGGAGGGACGAGAUAAAGGCGAAACCGUACAUAUCCCCGUCCCACAUGGAAAUGCUGAUGAAGCAAGCGGCGGAGGAGGAGCGAAUAAGAAAAUUGUUGCUGGCCGACGAUUUUCGGGAGCGGGCCCUCAUGGCGAUGAUGAACGGUGUGCUGGAGGUGCGUUGGGAGGACGUAAUCAAGAUAGACGUGCCUAAGCCCGCCUGCAUGCUGACCAAGAAACCCGAGGACUACACGACCGAGGAUAUAUUGGCCGUGAAACAGUACGAGAAGGACGUGCAAUUUCUGAACGAGGAGAGGGAACGGUAUCACAGGAUGUUGGACGCGGAAUAUUCCAAGGUUAUGGAACAAUUGAAGGAAGGGAUAGACAGGUUCAACAGAAAGUUGGACAAUCUGUUCCACGUGAAAAUGAACGUCGAGGCUGCGAUCAACCAAUUGAACCUGAGAUACGUGCGAGGUUUGCUUCUGGUCCAUCAACGGAUAACAGCGUUCGACGAGGAGAACAUAUUGAAGAAGAAGAUCGCGAGGAAGAAGGAUUUCGAGAAGGAGAUGAGCGAGCAUGUAAAGAUGUUCGAGAACGUUCACCAGAAAGUGGCGGAAAAAUACACGAGUCUGAUAAACAAGGAGAAAGCGUUCGUGAAAAAGUUCAAGAGCGAGUUCUAUCACAUGCACAAGAUGCAGAUAGAGAUAUUGGAGAGGCAGUGCAGUCGUAGGCCGAGGGUGAAUCUGAAGAAUCUCGAGUCGUCCGAUUUGUACGACUUGGCAGAGGACGUGUUAGGCGGAAAGGUGACCAAGAUUUACCUGCCAUCCGAGUGCAAGGAUUACCUGAGGAUAUUGCACAACUUCGACGUGAGACCGGUCACCCUCCCGCCGAGCAUAGACGCCUCGAAUUGGGAGAAUUUGAUCCGUCUUCGACGAGCCAAGAUCAAUUUGGAGCUGAUGAUAAAGGGGGCUCAGACCGAGCUCAUGGACGUGGAGGCGGUGCUCCUCGGUUUCGAGCAGAAGAUGGAGAAGUGCAAGAUCGACGUGGAGGAUAUGAACAAGGAGCUGGUGCGGAAUAGGAUGCGGCAAAUGAUGGAGGACCUCGACGUGGAGAUACAGUUGGUGCUGAAGAUGGGCCAGGUGGAGAUAGAUCUCGAGGGGGAAUUGACAGAUUCGAAGAACGCGGUCCUAGUCUCGAGAACGACCAUUGAUACCGUGAACUCGUACAUUCAUGCCGCAGGCGAGUGCAAAUUGAAGGCUUUGAACAACUUGUUGAGCUUUCAGAGAGGCACCCUGUUGAAGCAAUGGCAGCACAUGUGCCGCAAGAAGAAUUUGGAGGAUCUGAGGGAGGAUCUCCGGUUCACGGAAACGACCAUGGUGACGAAAGAGAUGCAGGCGUAUUUGAAGCGGAAGGCGAAAGGUUUGCCGGACGAUAAGACGCCGCAGCAGCUCGACGACGACAUAGAGGCGGUGAAGCGGAAGUUUCAGAAGGUGUUGGACGAGGAGAAGGCGCGGCUCGAAACGGUGGAGAAGGAGAUCGCCGCCGUGAAGCUGAAGAACGAGAAGCUCGAUCGGCAGAUCCUCGAGAUGAACAUGGCUAGAUGCGACAUGGAGCUGAAGCGCGACAUUAUCGCCGAGGAGAAGCAGAAGGAACACCUCGACAGGAAGGUGAAGAUGGUGAUGCAUCGAUCGGCGUUGGUCAAGAAGCUGCAGGAGAAUUACGCGGAGCUCGUCGAGCUGCAGACCGAGCACGAGCUGCUCAGGCUCAAGCGAUACCCGACCUUUCAUUUCAGGAUGCUCGACGAAAACGAGGAGACGCGAAAGAACGUUCGAACGAAUCUUUGUUAAUUUUGUCAUUGCUCGAUGUUGUCCUCUGGUAAUUUAUGGGACUUUUUCUCUUGCGUUAUCUGGUUUUUGAAUAGGUCGA
This is a messenger RNA of Apis dorsata (giant honeybee), 5094 nucleotides long. RefSeq names its product cilia- and flagella-associated protein 43. The transcript is spliced from 8 exons. Lineage: Eukaryota; Metazoa; Arthropoda; Insecta; Hymenoptera; Apidae. Gene Ontology annotation, biological process: cilium assembly. Gene Ontology annotation, molecular function: protein binding. Bases 114 to 5015 code for a protein of 1633 amino acids. Gene Ontology annotation, cellular component: axoneme. The record is from RefSeq and is a predicted model, not a curated record.